Molecule: messenger RNA, 477 nt
Organism: Colletotrichum higginsianum IMI 349063
Lineage: Eukaryota; Fungi; Ascomycota; Sordariomycetes; Glomerellales; Glomerellaceae
Exons: 2
Coding region: 1-477 (158 amino acids)
Source: RefSeq, a predicted model, not a curated record
AUGCAGCCCACAGAGAUCAUCGCCAUCUUGGCCGGAACGUACCAGCUGCUCAACACAUCGGCUACGCGCGAUGGAGUGCCAGUAGAAGACAGAACGUACGGCUCCAACCCGGUCGGCAUUCUUUCCUACAGCAAGUCCGGCUAUAUGUCGGCCACGAUCACAUCGACGGACCCCGAGCACCGACCCGCGAACUUGACAUUUCCCUUCCAAGACGGCCAGUCCGACGCCGACUGGGCCCAGAUCGGCAAGCACAGCAUCGGAUACGCCGGUCCGUUCUCGCUCACCGACGCCAUCGAGGCCACCGCCACCUCCGGCCAGCUCGUCCACGGCCCCCUGACCGUUGCAAACGUUCCUACCAUGGUAGGAGUCAGGCAAGUACGCAACUACACGACCUUUGAAAACGGGAACCUGCUCCGCAUCUCCUCCCAGAGAGACGGCAGCAACAGGGGCGAGCUUUGGUGGAAGCGGUUGGAUUGA